GUCCCCUUUAAAGAAACCACAGUUGGCAGCUGCAGUCUGACUGCAAGAGGAUUUCAUGAUGCUCGCUCAGUAUGAAAGAAGCUCCUCAGAGGAGGGACAGCAGAGCAUCCAUAAGCCGUCUACCUCGUUCCCAUUCCCAUUCCCAUCUCCAUUCCCAAUCCAUUCAGUCUGUGUGUGUGAGUGAGAAGGAGUGUGUGUGUGUUUGAGAGAGACAGACGGAGAGUCAUCGCAGGCCUUUACCAUGAAGUGCUGCGUGCUGUUGUCGAUGCUGUUGGCGUUGGGGUGUGUGCAUGUCUACGGUGCACCGGUGGAGCAGGAUGGCAUGGAGCAGGGGUCGUGUACGGAUGCCCAAGCAUUGGGUGCAGCAGGCCAGGCUAUGACCAAGAUCAACCAGGACAGGCAUGAGGGCUACAUCUUCGCCCUGCACCGCCUGUCCAACGUCCACACGACAAAACACGGAGAGACUGGCGUGGUUUUCUACCUGACCAUGGAUGUUGUGGAGACAAACUGUAGCGUUCUCAGCAAGAAGGCCUGGAAGGAGUGUGAGGCUCGUCCUGACUCCGACACACCGGUAUAUGGACAGUGCAAAGCUGCCAUCUACAUGAAUAGGGUGCACAGAGUGGUGCGUCUCUACAAGUACAGCUGUGCUGUCAGACCAGUUCCUGCAGCCAGAGUGUCUGAGAUUUGUCCUGACUGUUCGUCUCAUAUCGCCUUGGACAACGAAGAGGUUCAGAAGACCGUGUCUAGCUCCCUGGAGAAGUUCAACAAGGAAAGCGGGCUGGCCAAUUACUUUGCUGUGCUAAAUGUCACCCGUGCUACUUCAGGGUGGGGAGUAGCGGCGUAUUACCACGUAGAGUACACCAUCCAGGAGACGACCUGCACCAAGAGCACAGAUGCAGCUGCAGCUGAUAAGUGUCCCGUCAUGGAGUGCGAGUUCGCUCACAAGGGCUUCUGUAAGGCCUCCAGCUACGAGUCUCCAGCCGGUGAUAGUCAGAUCAGUGUAGACUGUGAGCUCUAUGAGCCUGAGGCUGCUGAGAGAGAGAAGAAACUUCACCUUCUGGGUGGAGAGACUGACCACAGCCACAGCGACACAGAGUCACACACCCACGACCACGAUGGCGCACACGCCGCCGACGCAACACACACACACGACCAUGUCCACGACCACACCAAGAGCCACUCUCAUCACGAUCAAACCCACAAGCACGCUGAGGGCAGCGACCACCACCACUCUCACGACCACGACGCAGGCAGCCCCCACAAGCACGCUCAUGACCACUCCCACGACCACGGGCACGGCCACGACCACGUGCACGCUCACCACGCCAAGGCACACGACCACAGCGGCGACUCACCCAACCAUCACCACGACUACAAGCACGCAGAUGGCGUGCACACCCACGAGCACGACCACGAGCUCGCUCUGGACCACGACCACAAGCACGCUCACUUGCACGAGCAUGAGCACCACCACCAUCACCAUGAGCACGAGCAUGAGACCUCAGCCCACGACCACCCAGAGGGCACUGUGAGGGUGCUGCCCGCCUUGGGCCAGCCCACCACCCUGCCUUCCUUCCCUGACACACCCGCAGGUGGCCAGGGGGUAGCAGUCACCCUGCCCCUCAAGCCCGACCCCCAGAUCCCCGGAGAGCACGAACCCACCGUUCUGCCCUUCCCCAGCUCAGUCUCGGCCGAGUGCCCCCCCAAGGCCGCAGCGGAGGGCAGCACCCUGGUGGACAAACUCUUCGCUGAGGACCCCGAGUUCAAAUCAGCUGCGUAAGAUGGCCCACGAACAUGGAACUGAACUCCAAAUUGAAGUGUAACGAAGACAGGAAAACUCCAUUUAACAUUUCACAUUUUCACACUCACAUAACAUCUGAUCCAAACACAUUAGUAGUGACGUACCUCAACCUGCUUCCCGUCCAACAAAGUACAUAAAAACACUCUUACACGAACAUCAGUAGGAAUUGGUAAUAUAUCAGAAAAUAAUAAAACCACUAACCUCCUUCUUACAAUCAUCAGAGACAACAAUAAAAAACAUGACAAUAUGGUCAUAUCAAUUUCAACAGUAAAGAUUUUAACAUUGUUUAAUUCUGUACAAUCAAGCCAGGCAAACAUGAAAGGUUUCUAUG
Thunnus maccoyii (southern bluefin tuna) is the source of this 2132-nucleotide messenger RNA. RefSeq names its product histidine-rich glycoprotein-like. NCBI's taxonomy places the organism in Eukaryota, Metazoa, Chordata, Actinopteri, Scombriformes, Scombridae. Gene Ontology annotation, cellular component: extracellular region. Gene Ontology annotation, molecular function: cysteine-type endopeptidase inhibitor activity. The transcript has 9 exons. The record is from RefSeq and is a predicted model, not a curated record. Gene Ontology annotation, biological process: negative regulation of endopeptidase activity. Bases 242 to 1780 code for a protein of 512 amino acids.